AGAGAGAGUAAGCAAGAAAUAACUCCUUUUACCAUCUUUGACAUUAGAACAGACACUCCCUGUAAUAGAGAGAUCAGAAUAAUGCAGUAAAAAGCCUGAAAUAAGGGAAGAGUAGAGCGAAAUAGCUUGACAGACAAUAAAGGGAUGAAACAGUAAGGCAGGAAAUAAUUCCUUUUGCCGUCUGUGACACCAGAACAAACACUCCCAGUUAUAAAGAGAUAAAUAUAAUGUAAUGCAAGGCCUGAGAUAAGGGAGGAGGAGAACGAAAUAAAGUACUACCAUCAUUAAUCAUGUGUUGGAAGGUGAUUCUGGCCGUAUACCUACUAACUCACUUAACACACGCUCGUAACUUUGAAUUCAUAGCCUACCAUGACCUAAUACAGUGCCAAGAGAGAGAUUACUUUAAUCCAGUGACCCUGCAGUGUACAAAUUGCCCCCCUAACCAGACUGUGUAUGAUAACCCCUAUGCCUGUGAAUGCUUACCAGGGUUUAAGUCUCUCUAUAAGGAGAAAGAGUUAAUCUGUGAACCUUGUCCAGCCCUACACGUGACGUCAAGUGAUAAAUUAACCUGCAUUCCUUGCUUAGGGUCAGCUGUGAAUGAAACCUUAGGGGAGUGUGACCCUUGUCCCCUGACCUCACAAGUUAUGGCAGACAAGGGCCUCAAUGGGACUUCCCUAGGGGGCAUGGUGUGUGUGAAGUGUUCUAAUGACACAGUGCCAGGUGCCAAGGGAUGUGUGCCUUGCCAUGCCUCUUAUUAUGCAGCCAGCGGAGGGUUCUGUGUCUGCCCCGAAACACAUGAGGAACUUGGUGGCACCUGUAUCCCACUUGCUGAGUUGUCUAAGAUCCCUGACAGGAAGAGCACAUACACUAUUCAGUACGCCGGUGGAUUGGCGCUUGAGUCAGCAUUCCUCAAGGCACACUUCAGGGCAGCGGCACACUCUUGCACCUUCCAACAGAACAGUUCCGCAUGCCACACCCUGAGCAACAUGUGUGUUCUGCUGCACUAUGAGUUUGAUGGGGACUUUAACGCUUGUCAAUACUACCGGGAGGAGUUUGGGGAGAACUACAUCACCUUACCAGACCACGUCCCUUGGCUGUAUUACCCUGAGGGAGAGGCAAAUGUCUACACCUCAAAGACAAAACUCAAGACCACAUACAGCUUCAAUGACGGUGAUCCAAACUCCAGCCUGAACUUCACUGUGGCAAAAUACUCUGCUGAUGGUCAUCUACUGGAGUAUGGAAGGCUGGAGGAGGUGCUAACUCUCUGCCCUCUGAUUGACUUCCGUUUUGAUGCUGUGGUUAAGUUUGGCGUGACGUUCUCCCAGCAAUGCUUCCUGAAUGUCAAGGAUUUAUGGGAUACGUAUGAGACAGUGUUUUAUGAUGUCUUCCUUCAGUACUACGACAAGGAGGAGCACAUGAUGUACGCUGUUCCAGUACUCAACAGGAACUACAAGGAAAAUGGAGUGUUGCUGAACCAGGAGAGUGAGAUGAAGUGGCAACUGACAAGAAGGUUUUUCCUGAUUGAUAACCUGAGUGGAAGAGAAGCUGGAUCACCUAAUGCAUGGGAUGAGGAAGAGAGGGCAAGAGUUGUGCGAUAUGUGAGAAACAUGGAAAUCAUCAUUCAGCUCAGGGAAGGCGAGGGUCAUGGCCUGAUAUAUCCUCCACUUAUCAAGCUAACAUACGACGAAGUGGAGGAUAAUUAUUAUGACUCAAAUCGGAAGGUGGAAGUUGGUCUCAAAGUACAGUACACCAUGAAUUUCUCUAAGAUUCAGGAAGAUUUGUCCAUAGCAAUUGGCGUGGUGAGUUGCUUUGCCGUGCUGUGGUCCAUCAUCGCCACGUGGAGCUGGUUCCGCCGGUGUGGUCGUGUGGGGCUUGACAUACCAACCAUAUUUCACUUUGUCAUUGUGGUGUGCGGCAAUCUCGCCACCGUGUUCUGGCUUGUAAUGUUCUUCUCUUGUUUGUACUGGACCAUCUUCUUCAAGCGCCAGGAUGUAGUUCACCUGUUCCUGCUAACACAACACCAAGAGACCGUCAUCAAGCAGUACCUCAUAGCUGCCUGGUUCCUCAAACUGGUGCAGGUUGUGUAUGUUGUGUAUGUACAAAUCACUAUUGACAUGUUCAUCAUAGACUGGGAGCAGCCAAGAGCCAGGAACUCCAUCCCUCACCCUCAGCUCAACAUGAGUCUGGACGAUGAGGGGAAGCAACGUGCCGAGCAGCCAAUCAGCAUCUGGAGGACAUACUUCAUUGCCAACGAGUGGAAUGAACUGCAGACACACCGCAAGGUCAACAUUGGUUUGCAGUUGUUUUUGACACUCCUGUUUUUGAAAGUGAUGGGGUUUGAGAACCUUUCCAUCAUGAGUCCAGACAGCAGCUUCCAGGAUGACCCUCAAGGCAGCAGUGUUCCCCAGAGUUUUGUGUGCCGCUUUGCCAUCAGCAUCUCUAUCUACCUGGCUAUUGUCGUGGCCCAGUGGCUGUUCAAGCUGAUGAUCUAUGAGCGCUAUGUCGAAAAUAAACUCCAGCAGUUUAUUGAUCUUUGCUCCAUUGCUAACAUCAGCAUCUUCAUCCUAGAGCACAAGAUGUAUGGCUAUUACAUCCAUGGCCGAUCUGCUCAUGGCUUUGCUGAUGUUGACAUGCAGUCUAUCUAUGAGCAGAUGAAGCGCGAGGAGGAGGAUCUGUGUGGCCACCGUGGUCUUGAGCCAUCCAGCGAGUGCCAGACAUUUGAAGUGGCUGUCACCCCAAGAUUCAGGGAGAAAUACGACACCAUCCUACAGCCCCUACACAGGCGUAGAGGACUGGGCAGGCCAGCAGGACGCAUCAGGAUGGCAUCAGAUCAACUAGAGCAAAGUUUCCAAGCACAUGAGGCUCUGAAGAGGUUCUUUGGAAUGUUCCUUCAGCAUGCUCUCAAAAACCUAGACUACAUCAUUAAAGAGAAGUUGUUCCUUGAAGGCCUGUUGGAUUUGGAGUUCCAGGAGACAGACGACCGCUGCCUGCUCUUCAGGGACAACAAACACACCUUCAGGCGUGUGCUCUUCUAUGGGCAUGAGGCAACCUUUGUCCUGUUUGAAAUGCUGCUGUUCACCUUCAUUGAUAUUGUCUCGGGUGACUUUGUUCUGGCGGCCGUGGUGACAUUCACCUUGGUGGUGCUGCUGGAGAAGGUCUGCAGCGCCAGCGGACGGAACAAUGUGGUCCACAAGACACUGGUGGACCAAAGGUUCCUGAUGUAGUGUGUCAGUUGAGGAUAACCAUAGAUCUCUUGAAGUUUUAUAGUCUAUAAUUUAAUAUGUAAUGCAACUAUUUUGAGCAAUUUAGCAUUUCUUUGUAAUUAAUGCUAAGUUGAAGUGUGCUAUAGUGCAGAUUAUAGAUACAGUAUUAUUUUUGCUUGGUGGCAUCUGUAAUGCAAAAGUUAUAUGAAUAUCCAAAGCAGAAGUCUAGUCAAGUGUAGCAGAUAUGUGAUUGUUAAAUUUUUUCUUGUGAUAGGAUACCCAUCUCAGGUUAUGUGCCUAGUCUACUUUUAAGAUCUACAAUGUAUGUGUGUAGCAUUAAGCCUUAUAGAUGAAUACCUGUGAAGCUGCCAGUCAGAAGCUUACACUUGAGUGAGAAAUUGUAACACAUUGAGAGCCCGUCCAUGUCUUAGUUUAAUUAGUACUUGUAUCAAGACUUGAUACUUGAAGACUUUUUAGACAACUAUACUGUAAUGUACAGUAGAGCAUUAUCUCUGUGUUGUGCUUUUAUAUGUUGUUGCUAUACACCCUGACAGAGGAAUAGCAGCAUUGCUGUAGGGGUGUAGGAGAGGUGGACCCCAGGGUGUAGUGUGUUGGGGGCUGGAGGGUGAAGAAAAUUUCAAGACACUUAUCCUCCUUUAUUUUUUUAUUUAUUUAUUUAUUUAUUUAUUUAUUUAUUUAUUUAUUUAUUUAUUUAUUUAUUUAUAUUUUUUUUCCUUAGGGACUGGCACCUCAGUGGGGCUUUUUUUUUCUAUCUAAAUUUUUUGCUGCUCUUGGUCAGUGGCCCUUUUACA
This is a messenger RNA of Scylla paramamosain (green mud crab), 4015 nucleotides long. Its product is annotated as meckelin-like. The coding region runs from base 291 to 3224 and encodes 977 amino acids. The transcript has a single exon. The record is from RefSeq and is a predicted model, not a curated record. Gene Ontology annotation, biological process: cilium assembly. Gene Ontology annotation, cellular component: MKS complex; ciliary transition zone. NCBI's taxonomy places the organism in Eukaryota, Metazoa, Arthropoda, Malacostraca, Decapoda, Portunidae.